Molecule: messenger RNA, 2905 nt
Organism: Austrofundulus limnaeus
Lineage: Eukaryota; Metazoa; Chordata; Actinopteri; Cyprinodontiformes; Rivulidae
Gene: taok2a
Product: TAO kinase 2a
Biological process (GO): protein phosphorylation
Cellular component (GO): cytoplasm
Molecular function (GO): ATP binding; protein serine/threonine kinase activity
Source: RefSeq, a predicted model, not a curated record
GCUCGUGAUGUGUGCAGCAGUGAAGUGGUGGCCAUCAAGAAGAUGUCGUAUAGCGGCAAGCAGACGAACGAGAAAUGGCAGGACAUCAUCAAAGAGGUGAAGUUCCUGCAGAGACUUCGACACCCCAACACCAUCGAGUACCGAGGCUGCUACCUGAAAGAGCACACAGCAUGGCUGGUGAUGGAGUACUGCCUCGGCUCUGCCUCAGACCUCCUGGAAGUUCACAAAAAGCCCCUCCAGGAGGUGGAAAUAGCUGCUAUUACCCAUGGUGCUCUGCAGGGGUUAGCAUACCUUCACUCUCACAACAUGAUCCACAGGGACGUGAAGGCAGGAAACAUCCUGCUGACGGAGCCGGGUCAGGUCAAACUGGGGGACUUCGGCUCAGCCUCCAUCGUGUCUCCGGCCAACUCGUUUGUGGGGACACCCUACUGGAUGGCUCCUGAGGUGAUUCUGGCCAUGGAUGAGGGUCAGUACGAUGGGAAGGUGGACGUCUGGUCUCUGGGCAUCACCUGCAUCGAGCUGGCUGAGAGGAAGCCCCCGCUCUUCAACAUGAACGCUAUGAGUGCCUUAUACCAGAUCGCUCAGAAUGAGAGUCCUGUCCUGCAGUCCAAUCACUGGUCCGACUCGUUCCGCAGCUUCGUGGACUCGUGUCUUCAGAAGAUUCCUCAGGACCGGCCCACGUCAGACGUGCUGUUAAACCAUCGCUUCCUGUGCCGCGAGCGUCCACAGACCGUCAUCAUGGACCUGAUCGCACGCACCAAGGACGCCGUGAGAGAACUGGACAACCUGCAGUACCGCAAGAUGAAGAAGAUCCUGUUCCAGGAAACCCAGCAGAACGGACCUGUGUCCGAGGGAGGGGACGAUGAAGAGACUAAAGCUGCUCUGGCAGAAGAGAGGAAGUUCCAGCAGCAGAUCCUGGGUCAGCAGAAGAAAGAGCUGAACUGUUUACUGGACUCUCAGAAACGCCAGUAUCGCCUGCGCAAGGAGCAGCUGAAAGAAGAGCUGAGCGAGAACCAGUCCACUCCGAAGAGGGAGAAGCAGGAGUGGUUGAUCCGUCAGAAGGAGUGUCUGCAGCAGAUGCAGGCAGAGGAGGAGGCCAGCCUGCUGAGGAGGCAGAGGCAGUACUACGAGCUGCAGUGUCGUCAGUACAAGAGGAAGAUGCUGCUGGCUCACCACAACCUGGAGCAGGACCUGCUCCGAGAGGAGCUGAAUAAGAAGCAGACUCAGAAGGACCUGGAGUGCGCCAUGUUGCUGCGGCACCACGAGUCCACCCAGGAGCUGGAGUUCAGACAGCUGAGCAUAGUGCAGAGAACCCGGGCUGAACUGAUCCGGACUCAGCACCAGACAGAACUCACCAACCAGAUGGAGUACAACAAGCGGCGCGAGCAGGAGCUCAGACAGAAACACACCGUGGAGGUCCGCCAGCAGCCCAAGAGUCUGAAGUCCAAAGAGCUGCUGAUCAAACGGCAGUUCCAGGAAACCUGCAAGAUCCAGACCCGUCAGUACAAAGCUCUGCGGAACCACCUGCUGGAGAACACACCAAAGUCAGACCACAAGACCGUUCUCAAACGCCUCAAAGAUGAGCAGACACGGAAACUAGCCAUCCUGGCUGAGCAGUACGACCAUUCCAUCAAUGACAUGCUGUCCACACAGGCUGUGAGCAAGAUCCGGUUGGAUGAGACCCAGGAGACGGAGUACCAGGUUCUGCACAUGCAGCUGCAGCAGGAGCUGGAACUGCUCAACGCCUACCAGAGUAAAAUCAAGAUCCACACGGACACGCAGCACGAGCGUGAGGUGAAGGAGCUGGAGCAGAGGGUGUCCAUCCGCCGAGCGCUGCUGGAGCAGAGGAUCGAGGAGGAGAUGCUUUCCGUUCAGACGGAGCGGUCCGAGCGGAUCCGGACUCUGCUGGAGCGCCAGGCCCAUGAGAUCGAGGCCUUCGACUCAGAGAGCAUGCGUCUGGGCUUCAGCAACAUGGCUCUGACUGGGAUCUCUGCAGAGGCCUACAACCAGGGCUACCCCACCCCCAGCCCCUCCUCCGGCACCGGAGGGUGGCCGUCGAGGCCCGUCCCGCGCUCCGGCAGCCACUGGAGCCACAGCGUCCAGAACUCUGUGGCCACACCCUCCUGGCGCAGUCAGAACCACAGCGUGGGGGGGUUCAGCCGGGCCGAGUCGGUGGUCUCCACCCACGGUGACCUGACGAAGAGCGUGAGGGGGCCCUCCUCCUCCUCCCACCUGCAGCAGCACUACCAGCACCACCAGAGCACACCGCAGCUGUACCGCGACGAGCGGGACCCCCGGGAGCGAGAGCGAGCCCGGGAGUGGGUGGGGGGCGGGGGGCACUACUCCCAUCACUCCCAGGGCCUCCACCACCUCUCCUCUCACUCCUCCUCCCAGUCCCUGGCCCUCCUGCCCCCCUCAUCGCAGCCCCCGCCCAUCUCCCUGUCCUCCUCCUCCCCUCCCUCCUCCGCCUCCUCCUCCUCCUCCUCCUCACAGGGGGGCUACGGAGGCGGGGGCCUGAGUCUGAGCGUCAGGGGCCCCGGCCUGAUGGCCCUCAGGAACAGCCCCCAGCCACUCAGGAGGACGGCCUCCGGGGGCCCGGGUGGCGGCGUGGGGAGCGACGGGGGCCUCAGCCGCAGCACGUCCGUCACCUCCCACAUCUCCAACGGCUCGCACCUGUCCUACUCAUGAAGGCCCCGCCCCCUCCUCCCCAGCAGGACCAGGACUGGGAUCAGGUGUGGGCUCGAUGUGUCAUCAUCAACAAGUCCAGGUCUUCUGCAGAGGAGCCUGAUGGUCCUGUGAUGAGGAGGAUGAGGAGCUUCCUCUCAGCCUGCUGCGCUUUAAAACCUGUAAAUCAUGUAAAAACUGUUGAUCUGUCAAAUAAAACACUGCCAUCGUCUGCUGCCUC